Molecule: messenger RNA, 2076 nt
Organism: Plutella xylostella (diamondback moth)
Lineage: Eukaryota; Metazoa; Arthropoda; Insecta; Lepidoptera; Plutellidae
Product: heterogeneous nuclear ribonucleoprotein A1, A2/B1 homolog
Biological process (GO): mRNA splicing, via spliceosome
Cellular component (GO): catalytic step 2 spliceosome
Molecular function (GO): mRNA 3'-UTR binding
Source: RefSeq, a predicted model, not a curated record
UGUCAUUUGUCAAAUUCGGAAAUUCGUUUUUUCGGGUGCCAUCUUCGUUAAAUUUCGAUAAUAAUUUCUAUUAAUUUGUAUUGUGAAAACCAGAGUCUAUUAGAAUAAUUAUUAUACUUUAGUUUCCUUUCUGUAUCCAAAUAUAUCAUAGAAGAUGAAGCCUGGUGGUGACGGAGAUGAAUAUGAAGAACCCGAACAUUUGCGGAAACUUUUCAUUGGUGGUCUUGACUAUCGGACUACAGAUUCAUCAUUGAAAGAAUUUUAUGAGCAAUGGGGCGAAAUUGUCGACGUGGUUGUAAUGAAAGACCCACAAACAAAACGAUCCAGGGGGUUUGGAUUUAUAACUUACUCCAGGGCUCAUAUGGUUGACGAUGCUCAGAAUAAUAGACCACAUAAGAUUGAUGGAAGAGUGGUGGAGCCAAAGAGAGCUGUUCCAAGAGAGGAAAUUAAAAGACCCGAUGCUAGUGCUACAGUUAAAAAGCUAUUUGUAGGAGGAAUAAAUGACAGCAUAGAAGAAGAUGAUUUAAAAGAGUAUUUUAAAUCUUAUGGCAGCAUUGUAUCAGUUAGCCUUGUCACUGAAAAAGACACUGGCAAAAAAAGGGGCUUUGGGUUUAUUGAAUUUGAUGACUAUGACCCUGUUGAUAGGAUAUGUGCUCAACCAUCACACAAGAUUAAUGGCCGUCGCCUUGAUGUCAAGAAAGCUCUGUCUAAGUCUGAGAUGACUGGUGGACCCUCUGGCGGCGGCGGCGGCGGCGGUGGUCGCCGGGGCGGGCGCGGCGGCGGCGGCGGCGGCUGGGGCGGCGGCAGGCAGCAGGGACAAGACUGGGGCAACUCAGGUUACAAUCAAGGUGGUGGGUGGGGCAACCAGAAUCCCUGGGACAACUCCGGCGGCAACUGGGGUAACCAAGGCGGCUACGGAGACCAGAGUGGGUCCUGGGGCCAGCAGCAGGACAACUUUGGCACCGGGUACAAUCAGGGCUAUGCAGGUGGUCCCAUGAGGUCUAACUUCAAUAAUGCACAGCGCAAUCAGCCCUAUAAUGCAGGUGGUGGUGGCGGCGGCUACAGCACGGCCGGCGGCCAGGGCUACGGCGGCAUGGGCGGCGCCCCCGACGCCGCGCCCGCCGGGCCCGCGCGCCGCUACUAGCCGCGCCACCGGGGACCUCUUGUGUGAAGUUGCGCUUAUUUGAAGCUAGGCAGGCAGACGAUAGAAUACUUAGGAGAGGAGGUAGGCCACUACAUCUAGAAGUUAGUCAGGGAGGGCCAACACAAGAGGGACUUAGCAACCGGCAAAUCCUACACUCUAUAGUGUAACAUUUAUUAUUCAUGUCGAUGCGAUGUAAGGUUUGUUGAAGGUAAUUGUGUAGGUACAUAAUUUUUUUAUCUACUACUUCAUACAUUUUAGCACUGAUCACAGUUUUUACAUUGAUAUCAAUACACUUCAUGCACGGCCCAUUCACUUAUCAGGUUUGAGCUAUCCUAUGUCCUGUUUAAAUAUAAUUGAUUGUUUUCAUAUUGUUUAUUCCAAAAAGUUAUGUUAGUGUCUCUGUAAAAGCUGUGUUUAUAAACAAUAUAAGGUUCCUAGUUAUAAGUAAGAAAGAUUUUAUGUUUUUUAUAAUAACCUAUUAUAAUGUUGAGAAUUGACUGUUAUCGUCAAAAAUAUUAAGGAAACAUUCCAAAAAUAAGAAAGUAAUUAUAUAAUUUGCUAUAAUAGGAACAAUAUCUGUGCUCAAUGACAAAAUUUAAUACACGAUAUAAAAACAUUAUUGUUAGACAUAGGGUAGAUAAAAUGACUCAAACUUUCUUUUGUUCUUUGACUGAUUCGUGAAUUUUGCAUCUAAUCUAAGAAUACUGUAUUGUUUGCGUUAUAAUUCUAUUUUUAUGUUCUUGCCUUUUUCUUUUAAAUUUUCUUAAAUAUGGAGUGUUGACAUAGAUAUAAUUGAAGUAUUUUGUUGUGUGCAAUAACUGUAUGAAAUAAUCCGUAUUUUCCAUGGUUUGUUGACAUGGCCUCUGGGACGAGCUCACCCAUGGACACGGCCAUGGUAAGUUAUGCCUCAAUAAAACUAUAAACAUUUUAAA